GUCUUUUUUAUUUGAUCAUACAUGACUACAUCCAUCUAUUACUAUGUACGUUGGUAUCUUACGUAGGUAUGUACUAACAUCAGUGUUAUUAAAGUAACAUCUUUGUCAAGUAACUCUUCCCUCCGAGAUAUUUACCUGCCUACUCUUUGGAAGCGAUCAGCAAUCAAGUUUUAUCCUCGAAUUGCGUCUACCUGAUAUUGUGAAUGGCGUGGUGAAUUUUCUCCUAUUCAUGGUACUCACUUUAAGCUGAAGGCAAUACGACGGAGUUAAUGUUCUAUUAAUGGCAUGAUUGGAUUAAAUAGCCCAGGAUGUUUCGUUGGAAACCCAGGGGACCAGUGGGCUUCCACUCAAUUACCAUGGUACCGGACUGGGCCUCAAGUCUGAAUCUGCUUCCUAUAUUUAGAGGCUACGAUAAACCACUACGGCUCAUACGGACUAUCCAUCAUCAGGCCUAUGAUGCUUUUCUUGACCAAGAAGACCUCACCGAAGCUAGGAAAUGGCAUGCUUCGUUCACCGAAAGUAGCCUACCAAAAGGUCAAACAACUUAUUCUCGGUCAAGUGGACCGGGGGGGCAACAUGUGAACAAAACUGAGAGUAAGGCGACAACUGUGUGGUCUAUGGAGGAGCUCUCUAAGAGUUUACCAAAACUACUGCAAUCUGCGUUGCGGAAUUCGAGGUACUAUUCUAAAAGGAAUGACUCUAUCACUAUUCAGGCCCAGACUCAACGGAGUCGAACCGCAAAUACAGAUGAUAAUCGGCUUAAGCUGGUGGAUGAACUGUUGGGUAUAUACAAACAGCAGGUCCCCAAUCCGACUAGCCAUGAAUCGAUAAAAAAGCAUGAGGCUAUAGAGAAGUCAUUCCAAGAAAAUAGACUAAAAUCCAAGAAGAAGCAAAGUACUAAGAAGGCAUUUCGUAAAGGGGUGGGUCGAGACGAAUAACUGAUGAUUGACGUGUUCCUUGACUCGGAGCUACAUGUAUAUAAUAUAUAUACAUUAGGUAUCUUAAAAGAUAUCAUCACCCACCCAUUUACAAGCUCUGGUGAUAAUAAUUCGUUAAAUGCAUUAUUCAUAUUAGCUCCCUUUCCUAAAGUCUAUUAAAGGAAUGAGGGGCAGAGACAGCCACUAACUAGGUGGACCCUUGAAUCUGCAGGCAGUGCCGCUUAUCCAGCGACAAUGUUCCUUUCUGUUUCUGUAACUGCCUG
Hypoxylon fragiforme is the source of this 1201-nucleotide messenger RNA. RefSeq lists its product as uncharacterized. Gene Ontology annotation, biological process: mitochondrial translational termination. NCBI's taxonomy places the organism in Eukaryota, Fungi, Ascomycota, Sordariomycetes, Xylariales, Hypoxylaceae. The coding region runs from base 309 to 938 and encodes 209 amino acids. The record is from RefSeq and is a predicted model, not a curated record. The transcript has 3 exons. Gene Ontology annotation, cellular component: mitochondrial large ribosomal subunit. Gene Ontology annotation, molecular function: translation release factor activity.